Rattus norvegicus (Norway rat) is the source of this 3536-nucleotide messenger RNA. RefSeq names its product dishevelled-binding antagonist of beta-catenin 2 (gene Dact2). Gene Ontology annotation, biological process: epithelial cell morphogenesis; inner medullary collecting duct development; negative regulation of cell adhesion. Gene Ontology annotation, molecular function: delta-catenin binding; beta-catenin binding; protein kinase A binding. The record is from RefSeq and is a predicted model, not a curated record. NCBI's taxonomy places the organism in Eukaryota, Metazoa, Chordata, Mammalia, Rodentia, Muridae.
GCUGCGGGGCGCGAGCUGGAAAGCCGCGCGCGGAACCCGGGGUUGACUGCGCACCGCCUCAACGGCGGAUACAACCUUGGUGCGGCGGCGCGCAAGUCUGGCUAGACACUGUGCUGUUGUGAUGGGGAUGCGUGGACUCCAUUCCGCCAGAAAGGAGUCUGCGCACACCCUGACCUCAUCCCGGGAGCAGGUCAGCAGGCAGCACAGCGUGAACUUGAGCCGCAGGGCACUGUACUAGGUUCGCCUGGGUCAUUGCGGAGUCUUGCCGGCUGAGAAUGUCUCCUAGAUUGCAUGUCACCUGAUUCGUUAAAAAAUCAAAACAAAACACGAGUGUCCUCUGGUCUGCACAACGUGUGAGAGGGGACUGGUGGCUCUUUCUCAGCUAUCCGCACCCAUCGAGUCCUCCUCUGUAGACCACUGGGGUCCCCCAGGAGUAGAAUUGCAACCCGUUUCUAGAAACAGCUCAAGAUCUUUUCCGCCCUGGUGCUGCAGUGUUUUUAAAAUAACAAAAUAAUGCACACUCAAAAGAGUAUGGUGGAGUCGUUGUCCAUAACUCUUUAAGUGGGAUUUCUUUCAUGGUGAAAUUUAGAUCUGCCCCGUUGAGAGUAGCCUCUUGGUAAAGUUCAGGGUGAGACAGUUGUUUUCAAUCAGCUUUAGCUCAGAAUAGUGUUGGGUUUGUGACUAAACCAGGAAGUCCAGUGUCUGAGUCACUACUCCCCAGGACACCUGGAAUCUUCCCUGAAUGUGAGAGAUCUGGCUGAGGGCGGAAUCCAGCUGGCAGCCUCCUCCAGUCUGAGACGCCCAGAUGCUGCCCAGACAGGGACAUGGCUGCUGUGGACUGGACCCUGCACACCAUUGCACCCACAGGACCAAGGAGGCAUUACAACAGGAGAAGAGGUGUCCUGAGACAGGGUGCAGACGGAUAUGAGGAUCAUCCCGCCAGGGUUGACCGGUCAUGACUUGUUCUGAAAGUGACAGCAUGCAGCCAUUCCUUCCCUUGGCAGGCUCAGGUGGUGACACAAGAGCGGGCCACUCUGAUUCCGUAACUUCACGGCUAAGGAGACAGGAUGCUGGCCUGAAGACCCACUUGGACCAGCUGGACCAGCAGAUAAGUGAACUGCAGCUGGAUGUAAGCAGGUCACCCUGCGAGGCCUUAGACAGUGACAGCAGGCCCAGCUCAGGUUUCUAUGAGCUGAGUGAUGCCGGUUCCUGCUCCCUGUCCACCUCCUGUGCAUCUGUCUGCAGCGACCGUCUAUCCCCCUCCCUGGGAAGCUGGCUGCCUGUGCUCCAGCCCUCCAAGUCCAGGUCUGGCAUGGGGGACUGGCGACCCCGCUCUGCUGAUGAGACCACUGUCCCUGCGUGGAGCCCACAGCGCACAGAAGAUAGCAGGCUCCUGCAUGGUGCAGAGGACACAGGUCGGCUGAGGGGCAUGUUCCGGCCCAGACCGGUGUCUACAGGCGACCUCGAGAGAGUCCUUCCAGCUGACACGGGGCUCCAGAAUGCUGGCACUGAUGCCUCAUCCCUCCUAUGCCAGGGGAUAGAGAUCCCAGCCCAUGCACUGGACCCCAAGUACCAGCGUGAUCUGGUGGCCAGGGGAGGCCAGGAGGUGUACCCGUAUCCCAGCCCCCUCCAUGCAGUGGCUCUGCAGAGCCCUCUUUUUGCUUUGCCUAAAGAAGCUCCGUGUUUCGACAUCUACUCACCCCCUGAGGAGCCCCCUCUGGUCCCUGCUGACCAGAACGGGACUCAGCCUGAGCCUGAGCCAGAGCCCACCCGUGAGCUGGGCUCAGCCGAAGCCUACAUCCACAGACUACUGCGUCUGCGGGGCCAAGAGCUCCCCCUGAGAGAGGUGGGGCAGGAGCAGGGAGGAGACGCAGCUGCUUUUCCACAGAAGUCCUGUGGCCAGAGGUCAGACGGGAUGGGUCAGCUGGAGAAGCCAGCCUGUGGGGCUGACUGGGGAGGAAUGAAACCAAGUAGGGGUGCUGCCAAGGACAGCCUCAGGCAACAGGGGCCUGUGUCCCUUGUGGGUACUGAGACCCUCAGCAGCCCCCUAAAGGAGGAAACCAUACCUUGGAAUCCCUGUGUCCGUGGAGACAAUACUGUUAGUUCCUCUCCCGCCUCCCAGAUCCAGCAGCCUUACACUGACUGUGGCCAAGGGCCAGUCCUAUCACCAUCAAGGGUGUUGGGACCAGAAAGCCCGCCUCUGGCCCCGGUUCCCUUUGCUUACACAUCCUCCACUACUAAUGAAACCUCCCCAUUGAGGCUGAGGAUGGGCUCUCCCCAAAACAAGGCCAUGAAGGUCAAAAGAAGAGUUAGCGAGAAAGUACCACGGCUGGGGAAGCAGCUCCCACCACAACCGGAGAAACAGCGGGGCAUUCAUGCCGCGUGGUCCACAGAGCUGGACCCCUCCUCCAGACCCCCGCAGGGAGGUCUCAAUAGGAGACCCACACUGGCCAGAGAGCCUCCUGGACGCUCCUGCUCUGAGUCCACCCUCUACCCUGUGCCCCUCCUCGUCCCCCUAGUGGUGACCCAGAGGGAAAGUUACCCCGCCUCAUCCCAAGCUCUCUUCCCAAUGGAGACAGCCCUCCUCAGCUCCGCAGCCAGGCGGAAGCAGCGCAGGUGGCAAUCCACUAUGGAGAUCUCAGCUAAAUCCCGUUCGGUCAGCCGACCUGGGCCCAAUUUGGGGCCCCCUAAGUCCCCAGCCAAGAGAACAGGUGGUCCCCGAGCCCAGAGCAGGCCCUCGCUUGCCCGCCAGGAUGCCUGUGCGAGGAGUGAGUCAGACCCCUCAGAGCACUCUGCAGAGUGCGCCUCGUUAUUUCACUCUACCAUUGCCGAAACCAGCGAGGACGAGGAGGCUAGCGACCACACUGCCAACCGCUUUGGGGACGAGUCCAGCAGUAACGAUUCAGAAGACUGUGCCCAGAGCAGCCGCCGCGGCCUGGCAAUAGGCAGUGCAGAGGCUGCGCAAGGGGGAUGGGCCUGGCCUCCGGUGCCACUCCAGCAGGUCUCGCGGGCACCAGGAGGCACCAGGCCAUCCCUGCCCCCUGUGCCCAAACUGUGCCGCAUAAAGGCCUCCAAGGCCCUGAAGAAGAAGAUCCGAAGGUUCCAGCCAGCAGCCCUGAAGGUCAUGACCAUGGUGUGAUACCAGCGUUUCAGGACAAGCCCUGGACCCUAGAAAGUGCCAUGAGAUGUGGUAUCCCGUGCCAUGUGAUGAGUAGGCAAAGGAUUGUACCAACCUGCUAUUUUGCUUAGGUUUCUCAGAUACCCUUCUUACUGUGGUUGUGUCAUCUGGAGUGACAUUCCCUCCAGCCCUCUUCAUUGCAUGAUCUCAACCACAAUUUGGUUCCCCACCAUACUCUGCCUGCUUUGUGGGGAGAGGUCUCUAACAUUCCUCCCCAGAGACUUCCUAGAAUCACGGCAUCCUGUUGGGGGAGGGGGGGUUAGAUUUGCAUUUAACUCCAUAUUACAGUUGUCUGAAUAAACACCUACACCAUGCUGCUAGAACUCCAAAUAAAAGAACCACAUUUCCUUUCACCUCA